Messenger RNA from Anastrepha obliqua, 4451 nucleotides. RefSeq lists its product as uncharacterized. The record is from RefSeq and is a predicted model, not a curated record. Gene Ontology annotation, biological process: protein desumoylation. Gene Ontology annotation, cellular component: nucleus. The transcript has 9 exons. Bases 312 to 3581 code for a protein of 1089 amino acids. Lineage: Eukaryota; Metazoa; Arthropoda; Insecta; Diptera; Tephritidae. Gene Ontology annotation, molecular function: deSUMOylase activity.
UUUUCACAAUUUUUGCGAACGGCGGCUUUUUUCACAACCGAAAAGUGAAAUUUUUUGUAAAACGUAGAAAAAUUCAAUUUAAACGAUUUAUAGUGCAUCCUAAAGAAAUAUAAAAUAAUUUUUGAAAGCAUUUAAUUAAUCGUGAAUAGCAAAUUUGUUCAAUUUCGUUGCAGCUGCAUUAAUAUCAAAUAUCAUGCAUCAAUAGUGAAGGCGUGAGCAUCAAGAGAAAUUGUCUUGUUCGGGUGGUCUUCCGUAAAUGGCUAUAGAGAUUUUGAGUUCCAAUACGGCGCAUAACAUUCGCGUUCAGUUUGAUGAUGUACAUUGAACAUACACCUUUGGAAGAUAAUCUGCAAUUUUUCUUGAAGAAUCAUAUUCCCGCCAGUGACGCCAACUCAAUUCUGGCGCAUGUACGCGACGUUGAAGAGACCGCUUCCACACAACUGCAAUCGCAGGCGCAAGCUGAAAUUGCUAACGCUGCCUACGCCGGUUACACCGGACGCUUAAAUCUACUCCGUUUGGGAUCCGCUGCUAAAACCAAGUUCCAUAACAGCGCCGAUCCGGAUACAAAAAGUUACUUAGCUAGGAAAAAAGUGUCUCCGUUAGGCGUAAUAAACCGUAACGCUGUGCCGCCAAAACUCAACGGAAUCGAUAAUAUACCAUAUGAAGAGGUGGGGGAAGAGGAAGAAAAUUAUGAACUAAUCGAUAUUGUGAAUGAUCAAGAGGAAAGAAUCAGUAGGGAAUCCAACGAAGCAACACAAGAAACCGAAGGAAAGGCUGAGGGAAAAAGCCAAACGCCUGACGCUGACAAAAUUGUAAUACAAAUAGAAGACGAGGAAGACAAUUACGAGUAUUUUGUGCAACCAGCACCUAGCCAGCGAAAAAAUAGCCAAAAUAAAUUAUCCAAUCCAGUCUUUGGCCACCGUCGGCAGCUGAACAGUGAACCUCACCAAUCUCGUACGCGCCCCUUACGUCCAGUACCGGCAGCUAUACCAAUUAAAACUUGGCUACCUAAUUUGGAAUUACCGCCACUAGAACUGAUACCACCGCAACCAUCACGCAAACGAUUACUGAAUGGUUACUUACCGCUUCAGUUAGAGCGCAGUGACAGUGCAGAAAGUAUAACGAGCAAUUAUUAUUUGACUGAAGGCGGUAUAGAUUUAGCGGAUCAUAGUCACUUGAACGGGAACCGAAAAUCGGAGGAAAACGAAGAAGAAGAAGCAUAUAUAGAAUACGAGUACUAUACCCAGCCGGAAAAUAUACCGGGCCGUGUAAACAACUCACAGAUGGGUAUCGAUAUAUUCAACAGAAUACGUCGUCUGUUGAAUUUACACUCGGAUUCCACAGACAAUACACAAGGAGAAGAAUCUCGUAAAAGAUCGGGGAACUUUACCACAGAUGUCAAUCCACAUCCAAUAAAAUACAAAAAAGUACACAAUCGUUUUCCUAAAAUCAUAACCCACAAACUGGAUGAUGGCGACUUUGAUGUGAUCUCUACGUUUCCUAAGCACGAGAAGCAAAUGUUGGCAUGCAAGUCACCUAGCUCCGCUUCAAAGCAUUCAGUAGAGAUGACACAACGCAAGUCUUUACACUCCAUUGAAAAACCGAAGUACCGUAAGUCCAUGUUUACCGCGCCUUCGGUGACACAUCGUUUGGUAAAGAACACAUCCUACGCUGAUAUAGAAUUUUCCGAUGAUGAUGAACCGCAGUUGGUAAAAGGUUUUGGCGUUGGAGGUGCAAGUGGGUCUGGCUUGAGUGAUGGACGUGCUGUUAAAAAAGUACCGCGCAUGUUUAAUAUUCCCAUCAUGCGUGAGAGUGAGACUGCCAGGACGACGGUUUCGAAACCGCCACCUCCACUUAUUGAGCCACGCACUGGCAGCAUUCUAGCGACAUCACUUCUGCCUGAAGUUGAUUUAACAAAACGUAAACCUUUAUCCUACUCUGAUGUCUUGCGACAGAACUUACAAAUGCCCAGCAGUGGUGGGCACGUCUUGGGCAGACGUUCGGGCAGUUCACUCUCAUCUUCGGGAGCAACAUCUGGUUCCAAUUGUGGACUGAACAUUUUUGGAAAUAUUCGCUCUAAUAUGUGGUCUACUAAUGCGCGUUCCAUCCUAACACAAGAGAAAGAAACCGAAGAGCAUGAAAAGUAUCAACAGCUACUGGAGCAGGUGGUACCUUGUCUCUAUGGUGCGUCAGAGGGCUCGAAUGUGCGUUCCUUAGCAAAACCAUCAUUCAGUUUCGAUGUGCCACAACGUCGUGGUGCCCUGCAUGCCAACAGCAGCAACCAGAAACCGUUAACUAAUCAACGAAAGACACUUAAUCUACAAAGUAGCUAUGCACGCGCACUGAAAAGACCACCGCUCUCGUCCACCAUCAAUUUGGAUGACGAUGAUGAGGAGAAUAAUGAGGAUGUAACAUUCGUAAGUGUAAAGCAACAGCGUCCAGUGCGUAAGGGUCUACCAACCGUUAUUAUCGAUGAUGAGGAUGAGAUAAGUGAAAUAAUCGAUUUGGAUGACGAUGAAAGACAAGUGGUUUCGGCAUGCACAAAGUUAAAAGAGCAAAACGGUUGUGACACUUCUUCAGGCAUAAAAGAUAAGAAAAAGUGUGUUACACGCCUACCCUACGUUGAACCAGUUAAUACGUUGCAAGAACGCUUCAAUACUUCACCACAUUUGAAAGCUAAUUGGCUGGAGGCAUUGCAAUCGAAAUGGAAUGAAAAGAAGAAGAAUCGUCUGCAAGAGGUCAAUGAUACGGUGAAUGUGGUGGAGAAGUUGACAUCCGAAAGACGAGCAGCUGAAUUGGAAAUGCAUGAACGUCUACGCAAAAUUCAAAUCGUUGACCCUGAUUUGCUAGUUAUUGAUGAUUUCCCAGAACCCGAGAUCGAGGAAGAGCCUGAAUUUAUAGAACUAACACCAGAAUAUCAAGCUCGAAUAAAAGAGGCAAUUGUAGGACCACCCGAUCAGGUUCUUGUUUCCAAAUUCAAUUUAAACAUUACUCGCCGGGAUAUACACACUCUGCUCGGGCAUAACUGGCUCAAUGAUGAAGUUAUUAACUUCUAUAUGAACCUGCUCACCGAGCGUGGUGAGACACGGCAUGAGUCGCACGGCUUACCCACUGUCUAUGCAAUGAACACCUUCUUUGUGCCACGCUUGUUAUCGGCUGGCCACAGCGGCGUAAAGCGAUGGACACGCAAAGUGAACAUAUUCGCCAAAGAUAUAAUUCCGGUGCCGGUGCAUGUUGGCGGUGUGCAUUGGUGUAUGGCUAUUAUACAUCUAAAGAAUCGCACUAUCAAAUACUAUGACUCAAUGGGCACACCAAAUCCUAGUGUACUGAAAGCACUCGAGCAAUAUCUUAAGGAUGAAUCGUUGGAUAAGCGAAAGCAACCCUACGACACCAGCAGCUUUGAAAUUGAGUCGGUGCGAGAGGUACCGCGACAAAUGAAUGGCAGUGAUUGUGGUGUAUUCAGCUGUAUGUUUGCCGAGUAUAUAACACGAAACCGUGAAAUAACAUUUUCGCAACAGCACAUGGAGUAUUUCCGUCACAAAAUGAUAUUAGAAAUUGUGCGUGGCGAAUUGUUGCAGUAAUGGGAAAGAAUAAGAUCUAAUUGAAAAUAUAUUCGAACGUUGGUAAAAGCAGCCUAUUAGAAAUCUGGUGUGUGAUAGAUGAACGAAAAAAUAUACAAAUGUCCAUACAUGUUUUGAAUAAACCUGAAAUGGUUGCUGAUUUGUGCCAAGCGCACAUUCCAAAAAUCAGCUGCAAUUAAAUAAAUUGGUUCGUUAUAGACAUAUUUAUGUAAUUGUUUUGAAUGAGAUGUACAAAAUUUAAUAUUUCCGCUGCCUUCAGUAGCAUCCCAGCGCCACUAAUUUACUAUCCGAUUGCUGUCGAAUAUCGAACCAAGCGUUACGAUAUUUUUCCGUCAUUAAAUAAAGAUCAACCAAGCAGUUUACAUUAAAUGGAAGUUUCGCGCAAUAAUUGCAUUACUAUACUACAUAAUUAAAUGCCUAGAUUAAAAUUUGCAAAUACAAUAUAAAAUGCAAACAAGUAUAAUUAUAAUUUAAUGCUCAAUUUAAGUUUUUGUGGAUACUUUUUUAUGCAAAAUAUUGAAUUUCUAAUUUAUGUCAUGCGUGUGUUACUGUAACUAAUGCUAUUUAAAUUAGCCACAUCGUUCAUUUCCACAUUGCGUAACAAAAUUAUCAAAGAAGCAGUGGUGAAAACACAAUCACGUUUUGUUUUUUAAACUAAUUUUCAAUUAAAAGCAAGAAACAAAAAAGAAACAGUGCUUGGGCCACAUAAUAAUUUCAAAUGGCAACCAAACUACUGCAUAAUUAAUUUAUCUGUCUACUAUAAGCCGUCUACAGUUAUAAGGUAGCAUUUCUGAAUUACUUACAUACGUAUAGUUUAUAAUAUGAAUUUGUAUGUCACUGAUAAAGAGAAUAAAUAGUAUAGAAAAAGUA